This is a messenger RNA of Drosophila virilis, 3152 nucleotides long. RefSeq lists its product as uncharacterized. The record is from RefSeq and is a predicted model, not a curated record. Lineage: Eukaryota; Metazoa; Arthropoda; Insecta; Diptera; Drosophilidae.
CUGCUCUCGUUCUUUAACCGCGACAUGGCCGCCACCGAUGGCCAGAUCAUAUUGGCCGCAUCCCGUUUUGGGGAUGCGACGCCCGUUUAUUUGCGCGAUUUCUCCAAGCAGCCGCUGCCGGCGGUGGCCAAAAUACUUAAGGGCCAGCAUCAGGCGCUGGGCGUGCCCACCCUAUCGGCGCCCUCGCUCCAGAGCACGGCUCUCUUUUUGAGCGCUGGCAAAAAAUAUCAGAUACUGGCGCAGCCCAUCAAGAUCAAGGAGGGCCGCAAGCCCACUAAUGUGGGCGCCAAGGUGCUCAUACCGGAGACAUACGGCGGCUAUUUUGAGCUGCUCAGCGAGGAUGGACGCUCGACGCGCUGCAUCGAUUCCGUUCUGGAGCUGGCCAGGCGGCGCAAUGCCCGCGUCCUGGUGCGCGAAACGUUUCGCUGCCAACAGAUGAAUCGCACCAUACACGCCGGCGAGCUGUUGACCACCAUGAACGACAACGGCAAAUAUCUGCAGUGCCGGAAUAUCAAGGACGAGAUCAUCAAUCUGCCACUCGAUACCAAAGCCAAGUUCUCGCCGAUUGCGCGCGAGGACAGCAUCAGCGGAGUGCACACCGUCAAGAAUCUGCUGCUCAAGCGAAUGCCCGUCAUUGUGAGACUCGUCCAUGGCAGCGCGCCAAAGGGCCUGAAGCAGCCUUUUGUGCCGGAGCUGCGGCUGCUGGGCUGCGUGGAGAUUGAUCGGAUUUUCGCGCUGCCGCUGCAGAAGGACACGGAUCUGGUGCCGGUGCCGUUGAAUGCAAAGAUUAAGCUGCAGCGCGUCAAGAAUAUGGAGCAGCUGGAGCAUUUCAUAGAGUAUACGCGCUUUCUGGACAAGGCGCAGCGACUGCUGGCGGACGCACGGGAUCGCCUGCAGAUUGUCGAUCUCAAGCUGAGCGAAAAGGAGAAGAAGGACUCCAAGUUCAGCAGCCGCAAUAGCGGCAACAGGCUGCCGGUGGUGAUGCUGCCCUCCGCAGCGGGCCUGGCCAGCGGUUGGGUCGAGAGCGGCUAUGUGCUGCGCAAGAGCGCCAGCUGCGACUCCUGGUCCAAGCAGCAGCAGCAGGCGCUCAACAGCGCCGACAUCGCCGAGGAGUACAACGAGAUCGAUCACAUCUAUGACUAUGUGCGCGGCCUGACGCCGCUCUCAAAGGGCCUGUCGCGCUUCGAGCCCAUCUGCGAGUCGCCCACACUCAAGUCGCAUCACACGGACAGCAGCGGCAAUGGCAACUACUGCAGCCUGAUACGCGCGCCGGCAGCUCCUGCUGCCGCUGGCCAGCUACAGUCACAGCAGCCCAGCAGCAACAACAACAACAACAAUAACAACUACAGCAGCCUGGAGUCGAACAAGCAUAGCAGCAGCAACGGCGGCGGCGGCGGCGGUGGAGUACACCAUCAUCCGUACCCGCAUCAUCAGCAACAGCAGCAGCUGCUGCUACAUCAGCAUCAGCAUCACCAUCAUCCGUCGGCGCUGCUGGUCAAUCACUAUCAUCACAGCCAUAUACAGGAGGAUAUCAAGCCGGUGCCGCCGCCCAUUGAGACGAUACCCGGCAAGAAGCCGGCCGAGAAGCGGCAGCGUCCCACACUACCAAAGCUUUAUAUCAAGAAUGCGAAUGCGCACAGCGCCGGCAGCAGCAGCAAUGGCAACUCCACCGGCACCGGCACCAGUCACAGUCACAGUCACAGUCACAGCCAUAGUCACAGUCACAGUCAGAGCCAUUCGCAGCAGCAGCUGCCGCCAACGCCGGGUAGCAGCAGCAACAACAACAACAAUACGGCCGCCAUUGUGGCCAGCGCCGCUGCAGCAGCGGUAAACGCUCACCACGCCCACUCGCAUGCCCAUGCACACCACGCACACACACACCCACACGCACACCCACACCACGGCAAGGUGCUGACGCCCAACAAUCAUUUGCCCGUUAAAGAAACGCUGGAGCCGCAGUCGCCGCUGUUUCAUAUCAGAGUUCUUAAAGUUCUUGUGGUUGUUAUAACACCCGCCUCAGGGUCAGAUUUUGCACGCUGUCAUGUGUGUGCCCUGAUCCAUGUGCAACAGGCCGGUCCCAGAGACCCAAUCGCAGUCGAUGGAACGGCGGAACGAGUGCAACACGAACUAUUUAAUGGACCUGCCAUGCCCCAGCCGGGGCCAUGUGCAAAGAAGACAUCUGGCUGCACCAGACUAUGCCAUCUCCAAUCAUCUAUCAGCGUGUGUGUGUGUGUGUGUGUGUAUGUGCGCCCGUUAAUCAGCUUUGCUUGGAGGCCUUUCAUCAAAGCGCAAGCGGCACCCACAACGCGCAGUGGGCCACAAAACCAAAAACAGAUUAAGCAUACGACGUGUUGUGCAGUUAGCAGUUAACGUCGAGGCACUGCCGCAGUCGGAACUGCAGUCCAAAGCCCAAGCCCCAUGCAGCCAAAUGGUCAACUAACGGUUUGGCAUGCGUUGACGUUGACUGCAAGGCUCUGAGACGGGCUUAGACCGAGACUGAGACUGGCAUUGGCACUGGGACUGCGACUGCGACUGGCGGCAAUUGUAAUUUAUGAUUCGCAGCGCACGGCGUCCAAAUGAUCUAUUGGCGCAGUCGCCAUCCAAGUCAUUUUCUUAAGCGGCGGCGUGCCAGGCUCGUUUUGUGCCGCGCGCCGUGCUCAGCUAUCGGCCGCGUCAUCGGCACUUGUUGCAUCGGCCGGCCGCAUAACAGUUAAAAUGAUUUUCGCAUCGCAUCGCAUCGCAUGUGGGGCUGGUCGACCCAUCCCACCCCCCCGCCCCCCAAGGGCUCAACAGUUAUAAAGUGCGCCCACCAGUUGGCGGUCAGACGAGGUGACCCAACACCAAAUGCUUUGCCAACGUCGCCGCCGUCGAUGAUUAAUGGAUUCGCCAGUGUUGGGCAUAGUGAAAAAAUCCGUGGCGUUCAUAAAUAAACAGGAAUGCGCGCUGCAAAUGGAAAACAAAACUAAUAAAACAAGCGAAAGGUGGAGCAAGCGACGACGACCAAGUCGGACAGACAAUUGGCGCCAGAGACGAGACGUGGGUGCGUAUUUAUCAUUGGUAAACUUUAUUCUUUACAUUUACAUACAACUUGUUUAAAAUUAUGUGUCCAAUUUGACAUGGAUUCCACUUGAGAGUAAAGGUAGCAAUGCGAA